Molecule: messenger RNA, 3935 nt
Organism: Mus musculus (house mouse)
Lineage: Eukaryota; Metazoa; Chordata; Mammalia; Rodentia; Muridae
Gene: Ergic2
Product: ERGIC and golgi 2
Exons: 14
Coding region: 443-1576 (377 amino acids)
Biological process (GO): retrograde vesicle-mediated transport, Golgi to endoplasmic reticulum; endoplasmic reticulum to Golgi vesicle-mediated transport
Cellular component (GO): Golgi apparatus; cytoplasm; endoplasmic reticulum-Golgi intermediate compartment membrane
Source: RefSeq, marked validated
GGAAUAAAUGAAGACGCAAAGCCGGAGGCCUCUCAACCACCUGAGCUGCAGUGUGGCCGGCGCCUUAAGGUGGCUGGUGAUCACUUCCGGUCUGUAGUGCGGAGCGCCGUUCCAGUCGGUUUGUCUCGGGGUCAGGCGGAAGGUAACUUCCCCUUCCUGGAAAGGGACCGGCCUCCUAUUUUCACUUAGUUUCCACGUAGCCACGCCCCUUUCAGGUUGACCGCGCCGCUUGAUUAGAUCACAUACCGUCAACGCGGAAAGUAUCGCGAGUUCUCCAUUUGCGCUCCCUUCGGACAUGGUCAGCCGUGAGAGUUGCUCUUGUUCUCGCGAGAUCUUCGUGUGCGCCGGGCUCGGGCGACCCGGGCUUCUGUGAAACAUGGCGGUCGGCUGGGACCGUACCACUAGUAUGACUAUAUGAAGGAGAAGGAAGGUUUUUCUGAAGAUGAGGCGUCUGAAUCGGAGAAAAACCUUAAGUUUGGUGAAAGAGUUAGAUGCCUUUCCCAAGGUUCCUGACAGCUAUGUGGAGACGUCAGCCAGUGGGGGAACAGUUUCUCUAAUAGCAUUUACCACUAUGGCUUUAUUAACAAUAAUGGAAUUCUCAGUCUAUCAAGAUACAUGGAUGAAGUACGAAUAUGAAGUAGACAAGGAUUUUUCUAGCAAGUUGCGAAUCAACAUAGACAUUACUGUUGCCAUGAAGUGUCACUAUGUUGGAGCAGAUGUACUGGAUUUAGCAGAGACCAUGGUUGCUUCUGCAGAUGGUCUGGCUUAUGAACCAGCACUGUUUGACCUUUCACCCCAGCAGAGAGAGUGGCAGAGGAUGCUGCAGCUGAUUCAGAGUAGGCUGCAGGAAGAGCAUUCCCUUCAAGACGUGAUAUUCAAGAGUGCUUUUAAAAGUGCAUCAACUGCACUGCCACCAAGGGAAGAUGAUUCAUCACUGACUCCAGAUGCGUGCAGAAUCCAUGGUCAUCUCUAUGUCAAUAAAGUAGCAGGGAAUUUUCACAUAACUGUGGGCAAGGCAAUCCCACAUCCUCGAGGGCAUGCACAUUUGGCAGCACUUGUCAACCAUGAUUCUUACAACUUUUCUCACAGAAUAGAUCAUUUGUCUUUUGGAGAGCUUGUUCCGGGAAUUAUUAAUCCUUUGGAUGGAACUGAAAAGAUUGCUGUAGAUCACAACCAGAUGUUCCAAUAUUUCAUUACAGUUGUGCCAACAAAGCUACACACAUACAAGAUCUCAGCAGAUACCCAUCAGUUCUCUGUGACAGAAAGGGAACGCAUCAUCAACCAUGCUGCAGGCAGCCACGGCGUCUCUGGAAUAUUUAUGAAAUAUGAUCUCAGUUCUCUCAUGGUGACAGUCACUGAGGAACACAUGCCUUUCUGGCAGUUUUUUGUAAGACUCUGUGGUAUAAUUGGAGGAAUCUUUUCAACAACAGGCAUGUUACAUGGAAUUGGAAAAUUUAUAGUGGAAAUAAUUUGCUGUCGUUUCAGACUUGGAUCCUACAAGCCUGUCCGUUCUGUCCCCUUUGCGGAUGGCCACACAGACAACCACUUACCUCUUUUAGAGAACAACACACAUUAGUACCUUGUGGGUGGAGAAAAACUUUUUGCCUGAGACAUAAAGCCUUUUCUAAUAAUAACAUGUUGUGCAAUAUAUUCAAAGAAAAAGAAAAUAUGAGAACCCGGAAACAUAUUUAAAAAAGAAAAAAACAGCCAAGGAAAACAACAAACUGCAGUCGUCUUGUAUAUGUUGUGUCUGUUACAAAUGUCAUAGAAGAAAUUAUGCAGCUAACUGGAGAGUCAGCCCAGCCAACAGUGCCAGGUGAAGACAGCACCUCUGAUGCCUCCCAGCAAACAGACAAUAUGGAAAGCAGAUCCUAGAGGAUGGACGUCAACCCGAGUUUAAAGAAAAGGGCAUUGAUAAAUGCAAAUGUGUGCGUCCUUUGUUUUUAAAGAUGUCAGAAUAAAAUGUGUAAAACAUAUGGAAAACUAGUCUAGACUUUAAAAAAACUGUAAUCAGCUCACAUGGUUAAUAAAGGAAACAGGGACUGGCCCUGUGUUACAGCCAUAUUAAUAUUAAGCCAUAUUGACAAGAUGGUGUUGUCCAGUUUGGGGUUCUGAUGAAGGUCACUGCAUUCCUUUGAACUCCAGUUGCUGACUUUCCUGACUGUUGAAGGUUGAGCCUUAGAAAACUAAGGUGAAGUUUCCUAAGGCCCAGGUAUAUACUUGCUAUGAUGUGUAACAGGUGUCACUCACAGCUUGAACAAGGGACACUGCAGGGAGAAGAAAGCAUAAAUGUUUAAAAAGAUAAACAGUUUGUAAGAUGUGAAGGGUAAAGUUGAGUGUUGUAUGCUUAUGAGUAGUGGAAAACUGGACAUCUGAGACAGGCAAGGCAGUGUCCAUACAAGACUGAAGUCUGAAGCAGCCUAGACACAGCUGUAACCCUGGACAGGUGCUGCCCUCAGGCUCUGCACAGAACUGAUGAGGCUACGGUAACUUGAAGGAGCCCUGUCAGGUACUGCUAGGAACUGCUGAGUAUGUGUGCCAGCCUCAUUUCAUUCUGUCUUUUUGAAAGAUAAAGGUUAAGUCAUUGAGUGAGAAGACUGAGUUUCAGUCCCUACCAGACACAGGACAGUGGUGGCUUCGAGUGUGGCCUGUCACAAUCAGUGUUUCAAGUGAAUGUUUUUAAGGAUAAAAAAAAAUGCUUGAAAGAAGGUAGGCCAUCAGGGAAGGAGGAGACGGCAACAAAUCAGCAGCAAAGUGUAUGAAAAAUGGCAUUUUAUAGAAAAUAGGACAUUUUGGUUAAAGUGCGAGAGGUUAAGAGUCAAGGAGUUAAAUGACUUAAUACUAUUAUAAUGUUUUAAAAUUUUUUUUAAAAGAAUCCAGGAAAUUUCAAAUAAUGAGUCUUUUCUGAGGUUUUUGUUCUAUUUUGUUUUGGUUUUCCCCUUAAAUUUUAUAGUUUGUCUAGAAACGGGACAGCUCUCCAGAAUUUUGUUAGCAAGAACUGGUCACUUGAGACUGAAUGUUGCUCUUCAUGUCUACUUACUAGGGAAUUCAGUCAGUUUUCAGGGAAGAAAAUAGUAAUUUAGAGUUAUUUUCAGUAUUACAAUGUUUUUAAAAAGAUUUAAGGUUAUUUUAAAUUAUUUCAAUGUUUUCUAAAUGCCACGUUAAAAUUUUAUUGAUGUAUCUUUUCCAUUAAAAUUGACUCUUCGGGAAUUUGUUUAAAGCAAACUUUUCUUUGCCGUUGAUAGCCAUUUUAAAAGUUAAGGCUUUGAUUUUCAAAUAGUCAGGAACACAUUUUUUGUCAGUAAAAGAAUGAAAAUGUUAACCAUCUGUUUGGGUGAUGAAGGCAACGUGUGUCCUCACUAGGGUUUCCUUUCCAGGUCAGAAAUUUCUCACUGACCUGCCAGCUACACAGCGUUCCUUAUGCUUGUGGGCCCCUGGAGACACCAUACCCAAGUGUCUGUCCAGUCCAGUCUUUUAAAAUUGUGCGUGCGUGUGUGUGUGUGUGUGCGCGCGCGCGCGCGCGCGUGCGCGUGCCCGUGUGUUCCAAUCCUAAUACUUUAAGUCUGACACCUUUACUUGAAAUGUUUUUAUACUAUGUAUUUGUAUAUCUUGGCCUAUAAAGAUGAGUAAUAGGUGAAUAAAUUACUGUCAGGUGUUCAAACACUUAACUGUCUACCUCCUGAGAUAGCCUGUUCAAUCUACCUUGUGCAAUAGCCUGGCUCAAUAUUAGAACUGCAGAUCCACUUGUUCUCAACUUAGAUGAAUAAUGGACACGUUUCUCAUAAUUUCUUAUUAGAUACACAGAAAAGCUGUCUAUUUCAUUAUCAGAAUUUGUCAUUUGAAACACAAUUUACAGUCUUAACUUUCAAAUGCAUGUGAGACUAAGAUGUAUUGUGAUUCAAAUGCUAAGAAGUAAAUUUACUUGUAAUUUCUUU